ACGUGCCGGAGGUCUUGUGUCCCGGCCCGGCCCGGUCUGCCUCCUCUGGCUGGAAAGUAGCGGUUUCCACCGAGCAGGGCGGGACCGGGCCGAGCUCGAGCAGGCGGAGUGAAAGUGCACACGUGGACAGUAGACACCUGAGAGUGACGUGGACUGCAGCCAAUGACCGCACGCCCUGAUGACGCCAGCUCACCUCUGUAGUCCAAUGGGAGAGUUUAAUGCGGAGUAAAAAGCAUUAAGUGUUUAGAGUCGGAAAAAUUGGGAGAAAAAAAAGGUUGUGAAACGUUUUGGAGGCAGCUGGGGAUCAGACUGAGAGCAGACAGCUGAUGUUUACUGUCCUGAGCUGCAGCAGAGGAGACUUCUCUCUUCUUCAUUAAAAUAAGAUGAGAACAUGAGGAUGCUUUAAUUUGCCUGGCUGAAGGAACUUUUCAUCUCCAGAGACAAACAUACUUGGGUGUCGUGAGUCAUGGGAAGCUUCAAAGGCCACGCGCUCCCUGGAAGCUUCUUUCUGGUAGCUGGGAUCUGGUGGACAGUAAAGCACUCGCUGUGGCACGCCAGCCGCAGGAACAAGAAUAUAGGAUCCACUCGGCUGGCCAGCAGAGCGUCACAGCGCCGCCUGGAGAUCAUCGAAAGCUCUGUCAUACUCUUCUUCUCUUUUGUUGGGAUGCUGGCAGAGCAGUUCGCUGCAGGCGGACCCAAACUCCAGCUGUACGACUCUGCAGAGAAACACUGGGAGCAACUGAUGAACUGGCAGCACGCCACCAUGUAUCUGUUCUUUGGCCUGGCUGCGACUGUGUCUUUGAUCCUCCACACAACAGAGGCCGCUCCGCUGGCACUGGACAGGUUAAUGCUGUCCAUCGCUUUCUUUAAUGAAGGAUUUCUCUUCCUCUACCACCUCCAUGGCAGGAGCAUGUUGGACGUCCAUGUGCACCAGCUCCUGCUCUACGCAGUCUUCGGCCAGGCUCUGGUUGCCUUCCUGGAGGUCUUCCACCGAGGUAACAUCAUCCUGGAGCUGCUGCGCUGCACCCUCACGCUCCUGCAGGGGAGCUGGUUUUGGGAGAUUGGUUUUGUACUGUACCCUCCCCACGGCCCUGACUGGGACCUAAAGGACCACAACAACAUGAUGUUCAUCACCAUGUGUUACUCCUGGCACCUCGCCUUCGCCAUGCUCAUGGUGGGCACCAUCUAUUGCAUCGUCGGCUGUGUGGUUCGCUCCAGACUGAGGAAGACUCCUCCGAUGGAAAUGGGACUUCUGAAGCCCAGAGACAGAGAUCCGGAGUCAGAGGAUGAGAUUUUAUGAACAGGACAUUGUGACUUGAAUUUAACACAAUUAAAUCAGGGAUAUGAUGUUUGCAGUUCCAGCAGAAGUACAACUCGAAGCAAAGUGUGCAGACAAAAGAGGAACGAGGACACGGAUUCUGGAUGCUUUACUUUAGAAAUAUAUCUCUACCUCUGCCUUAUUUAAUCAGCUGUAACCCCUUUAGCCUUACUCUCAUUGUUCAGUGCUAUUUAUUUAACUGUGGCCUAACACUUUUCAUAUACUCCUGUCAUGUCAUAUCAUUUUUUUAUUAUUCAUUUGCACAUACAGUAUAAGUGAACACAUAAGGGUCAGCUUUUUUAUGGAUUGCAUGCUUUUCAUUUGACUUGACGAACUUCUCUUGUCAGACAUUUUGGUGUUCAGUGACGCCACCUUGUGGUGAAGACAAUCAUCAUCACCAGUACAUCAUAUAUUACUGUAAAACACAUUGAUUAUUUUAUAUGGCUUUUUUUGUUUUAUAAUGUUGAGUCACAUGUCAAAGUCAAACGCCAAAAAAAAAGAAUUUUAUUAAAAUGUUUAACUGUUUAGAUUUUGCUAUUUGACAUUAUUAUGGUGGUUAUUGCUGUUUGUGCAGGUCUUUUCUUGGGCAGAAUUCAUUCAACGUGGCCUAAUGUCUUAACCAGUGGUUCCCAACUCGCGGGUCACAGUCCUUUCUGAAUGGACCGUAAGUGACUCAUGAAUGUGUUAAAAAAAACACACUUUAUUUUGCCGCUUCCUCUGUAGAGUGAAUGACUGAUGGACAGCUACUUGACAGAUGGUGUUUCUGAAAGUCAAGGAAGGAUCCUUAAACGGCUGAAUUCCAAGAAUGCUACGUCAUCAAAUCCUGCUGAAGAACUGUUCCAACGUCAAGGAUCCUUUGAAUUCUAACAAGGACAGAGUCCUUCCUUCAGAGUAUUUCUCAAGGAUGCAUGUGUGUAUCCUCAAUGGGUAUAAAAUAUUAACAAUUGUUUGCGCACAAUUUGAUGGAGCUGAAGGCAGGCCUUGUCAAUGAUGCCCACCUGGGCAUGCACUAGCCUGUUCUAAUAAUGUUAAAUGAAUGCUAGGAAGGAGUGUUGCCUAGUCUUUGUAGCACCUGACUUGGAAGGACCCGUCCUACCAAGGAAGCUUCGUUGACUUUGGGAAGCACUGAGAGACAGCAAACUAGCUCGACGAUACAACGAAACGCAAGUAUAAGUGUAUUUAACUGUGUGGACCUUGAACUCAUGACUACGGAGAAAUCGGGGCCCUGUGGCCGAACCAGUUGGUUGGUCUAAACAGAAUCAAAAUAUGGUUUGUUGGCAAGUAGGUUUUCACAUACAAGUAUUGGUGCAUAAUAUAAAGAGAAAAUAAAAUUAAUAAAAGCAAGUAUUGCAAAAAUCAAGAGACAUAAAAACAGACUAACAGAAAAUCACGAUGGAAAUAUUUUAAAAUACUAUUUAAAAAGAAUAUAUAGGUCAAAUCAAAGAGAUGUAUGUUUUUUAAAAAGUGGUAGUUGUAUGCAAGAUAUGUACAAAAUAUUGUCCAAGGAAGGUCUAAAAGUUCAAAACAUGGAGCAUAAAAAUAAUUUAUGCCAUGUAUUGAGAUAAUUUGUCAGAGACAGUUUAUACUAACACUUUCCUAUUAUUUAAAAGUCAUAUUCUUUUGUGAGCCCCAUUAAAAAACA
This is a messenger RNA of Epinephelus fuscoguttatus (brown-marbled grouper), 2960 nucleotides long. It is a transcript of the gene tmem45a, whose product is annotated as transmembrane protein 45a. The transcript is spliced from 6 exons. Bases 467 to 1300 code for a protein of 277 amino acids. NCBI's taxonomy places the organism in Eukaryota, Metazoa, Chordata, Actinopteri, Perciformes, Serranidae. The record is from RefSeq and is a predicted model, not a curated record.